This is a messenger RNA of Nothoprocta perdicaria, 7831 nucleotides long. RefSeq names its product ubiquitin protein ligase E3 component n-recognin 3 (gene UBR3). The transcript is spliced from 39 exons. Gene Ontology annotation, cellular component: ubiquitin ligase complex; cytoplasm. NCBI's taxonomy places the organism in Eukaryota, Metazoa, Chordata, Aves, Tinamiformes, Tinamidae. The record is from RefSeq and is a predicted model, not a curated record. Gene Ontology annotation, biological process: protein ubiquitination; ubiquitin-dependent protein catabolic process via the N-end rule pathway. Gene Ontology annotation, molecular function: zinc ion binding; ubiquitin protein ligase activity. The coding region runs from base 1 to 5544 and encodes 1847 amino acids.
AUGGCGGGGGCCGGCGGCAGCGGCCGGGACAAGCGGGCGACGGCGGCGCGGCUGAAGGCGGCGCUGGGCGGCGAGGGCGGCGCGGCGGCGGCGGGCGAGCUGCGGGCGCUGCUGGAGCGGGUGCUGGCGCCGGCGGCGGCGGCGGCCGAGGCGCUGGAGUGGUGCCGCUGCCUGCUGUCGGGCGGCGAGCCCUGGGACGGCUUCGCGCAAGCCGUGCGGGCCUACGACCCGGCCACGCUGUGCGGCCUCGUGUGGACGGCCAACUUCGUGGCCUACCGCUGCCGGACGUGCGGCAUCUCGCCCUGCAUGAGCCUCUGCGCCGAGUGCUUCCACCAGGGCGAGCACGCCGGCCACGACUACAACAUGUUCCGGAGCCAGGCGGGGGGCGCCUGCGACUGCGGCGACAGCAACGUCAUGCGGGAGGCCGGGUUUUGUAAAAGACACCGGAUUAAGUCAAAUUCAAAUGUUCCAUGUGUCCCGAAAGACUUGUUGAUGAUGUCAGAAUUAGUUCUUCCACAGUUCAUCUUUAGUCUUAUUCAGCACUUAAGAGAGGGAUAUAAUGAGCCUGCUCUUGAUCUGCCAUCAGAAAAGGACCUUCAUAAAAUCCUUCAGGUUUUGGAGCCUCAUGUUUCCUUUCUGGAAGACUUGACCAAAAUGGGAGGAGCAAUGCGAUCAGUUCUUACCCAGGUUUUGACUAACCAGCAAUUCUACAAAGAUCUUAGUUCUGGUGUCGGAGAGAAUGCAUGUGCAAGGACAAGUCACGAAAAGUACCUCAUAGCCUUGAAAGGCUCUGGCCUGGCGUUUCCUGAGGAUAAGCUUGCGUGUGGUAUGCAGGAACAAGGAGCUGGAACUAGCACAUUAGCAGUUCAAGGUUUAGCAGGUGCUACAGCAACAUCAGGACAAGGGAAUUCUUCAGAUGAGGAGGACCAGGAUGGUAGCCAAGGUGUGGGCAAGCGCAAGAGGGUGAAACUAAGCAGCACCACCAAAGAUCAAUCUAUCAUGGAUGUUUUGAAGCAUAAAUGUUUUCUAGAAGAAUUAUUAUUUUGGACAAUAAAAUAUGAAUUUCCACAAAAGAUGGUGACUUUCUUACUCAACAUGCUGCCAGAUCAAGAUUAUAAGAUUGCUUUUACCAAAACUUUUGUUCAGCAUUAUGCUUUUAUUAUGAAAACAUUGAAGAAAAGCCAUGAAUCAGACACUAUGUCUAAUAGAAUUGUGCAUAUCAGUGUUCAGUUGUUCAGCAAUGAGGAACUAGCGCGCCAAGUAACAGAAGAAUGUCAGCUGCUGGAUAUUAUGGUCACUGUUUUAUUAUACAUGAUGGAAAGUUGCCUUAUUAAAAGCGAAUUGCAAGAUGAAGAGAACAGUUUACAUGUUGUGGUGAAUUGUGGGGAAGCACUACUGAAGAAUAAUACUUACUGGCCCCUGGUUAGUGAUUUUAUAAAUAUACUCUCACACCAAAGCGUGGCAAAGAAAUUUUUGGAAGAUCAUGGUCUUUUGGUAACAUGGAUGAAUUUUGUAUCAUUCUUUCAAGGCAUGAAUUUAAAUAAACGUGAGUUAAAUGAGCAUGUGGAGUUUGAAUCGCAGACAUACUACGCUGCCUUUGCUGCUGAGCUGGAAGCCUGUGCCCAGCCCAUGUGGGGUCUUCUGUCACACUGCAAAGUUAGGGAGACACAAGAAUACACACGAAAUGUUGUCAGAUACUGCCUUGAAGCUCUUCAGGACUGGUUUGAUGCUAUCAACUUUGUAGAUGAGCCAGCCCCUAACCAAGUUACCUUUCAUUUGCCACUGCAUCGUUACUUUGCCAUGUUUUUAAGUAAGGCUGUCAAAUGCCAAGAACUAGAUCUGGAUACUAUCUUGCCAGACCAGGAGAUGCUGAUGAAAUUAAUGAUACACCCUCUACAAAUUCAGGCAAGCCUCUCUGAAAUUCACAGCAACAUGUGGGUGAGGAAUGGCCUACAAAUUAAAGGACAGGCAAUGACUUACGUGCAGUCUCAUUUUUGUAAUUCCAUGAUUGAUCCUGACAUUUAUCUGCUACAAGUCUGUGCCUCUAGGCUUGACCCAGAUUAUUUUAUUUCAUCAGUUUUUGAAAGAUUUAAGGUGGUAGAUCUGCUAACAAUGGCAUCGCAGCAUCAGAAUACAGUUCUUGAUUCAGAGCAUGAAAGAUCCAUGCUGGAAGGAGCCUUAACAUUUUUAGUCCUUUUGUUAAGUCUUCGCUUGCAUUUAGGAAUGACAGAUGAUGAGAUCCUCAGAGCAGAGAUGGUAGCCCAACUCUGUAUGAAUGACAGAACACACAGUUCAUUAUUGGAUCUCAUUCCAGAAAACCCAAAUCCUAAAAGUGGUAUUAUUCCAGGAAGCUUAAGCUUUGAAUCAGUGUUGUCAGCAGUUGCUGAUUUUAAAGCUCCUGUUUUUGAACCUGGAGGUUCCAUGCAACAAGGAAUGUACACACCUAAAGCUGAAGUUUGGGAUAAGGAAUUUGACCCUGUCAUGGUAAUACUUCGCACAGUUUACCGUAGAGACGUGCAGUCUGCAAUGGACAGAUAUACUGCAUUUUUAAAGCAAAGUGGUAAAUUCCCUGGGAACCCAUGGCCUCCUUACAAGAAGAGAACACCACUACAUCCGAGUUACAAAGGUCUCGUGAAGCUUUUACACUGCAAAACCUUGCACAUUGUGCUGUUCACGCUCCUUUACAAGAUACUGAUGGAUCAUCAGAAUUUAUCAGAACACGUCCUUUGCAUGGUUUUGUAUUUGAUUGAGCUGGGAUUGGAAAAUUCUCCGGAAGAGGAGUCAGAUGAAGAGGAGUCUGCUGGUGGACAAGAGCGCUGCCAUGACAGUUGGUUUCCAGGUAGUAACUUGGUUUCUAACAUGCGUCACUUUAUUAACUAUGUCCGAGUAAGAGUACCAGAAACUGCCCCAGAAGUGAAGAGAGAACCACCUGCAAGUACCAGUUCGGAUGGUUUACCUUCUUCACAAAACUCGGGGACAGCUCAAGUGUUCAGUUUGGUUGCAGAACGUAGGAAGAAAUUUCAGGAGAUCAUCAAUCGGAACAGCAGUGAAGCAAAUCAGGUGGUUCGGCCCAAAACGUCAAUGAAAUGGUCAGCACCUGGUGCAACACCGCAGCUAACCACAGCCAUUCUUGAAGUCAAAGAAAGUAUAUUGUCCUUGCUAAUUAAAUUACACCACAAACUCUCAGGAAAACAAAACUCUUACUAUCCUCCAUGGUUAGAUGAUGUGGAUGUUUUAAUUCACCCCGAAAUUCCAAGAUAUUCUCACGGUGAUGGAAUGACAGCAGUAGAAAGAAUUUUAUUGAAAGCUGCAAUACAGAGCAGGCUGAAUAAACGUAUAAUUGAAGAGAUAUGCAGAAAGGUGACACCUCCUGUGCCACCAAAAAAGAUUAGUUCUGCAGAGAAGAAAACUCUGGAUAAAGAAGAAAGACGACAGAAGGCCAGAGAAAGGCAACAGAAAUUGCUAGCUGAGUUUGCUUCAAGGCAAAAAAGUUUCAUGGAAACCGCCAUGGAUGUUGAGUCGCCAGAAGCUGAUAUUGCCAUGGAGAUAGCUACAUCAGAACAGCAUGUUUCUGAGGCAAUAUAUGAUUGUGUUAUUUGUGGACAGAGUGGUCCUUCUACUGAAGACAGACCUACAGGGCUAGUUGUACUAUUACAAGCAUCCUCAGUCCUGGGACAAUGUCGCAAUAGCCCUGAGCCAAAGAAGCUGCCAACCACCGAAGAGGAGCAGAUAUACCCUUGGGAUACCUGUGCAGCACUGCACGAUGUGAGGCUUGCCAUUUUACAGCGAUACUUUAAAGAUAGUUCCUGUCUCCAAGCAGUGUCAAUAGGCUGGGAAGGAGGUGUUUAUGUACAAACAUGUGGUCAUACUUUGCACAUAGAUUGUCAUAAAUCUUACAUGGAAUCUUUGCGGAAUGACCAGGUCCUCCAGGGUUUUUCUGUGGACAAAGGAGAAUUUACCUGCCCUCUGUGUAGGCAGUUUGCCAACAGUGUUCUGCCUUGUUAUCCGGGAAACAAUGUCGAGAGAAACCUUUGGCAAAGUCACAGUAACAAGUGCAUGCAAGAUCUUGUGCGAGAGGUGGAAGAUCUUCAAGAACAGCUGGGAACUUUCCCAGUAAGCAUCAGUUCUGAGACCAAUCUCAGUAAAGAAAUGGAAUCUGUAAUGAAAGAUAUAAAAAGUACUACACAGAAGAAGUACACAGAUUAUAGCAAGAGUCCUGGAUCACCUGACAAUGAUUUUCUGUUCAUGUAUUCUGUAGCCAGAACAAACUUGGAACUUGAGCUGGUCCAUCGAGGAGGCAAUUUAUGUUCAGGUGGUGCAAGCACAGCCGGCAAAAGAUCAUGUUUAAAUCAGCUGUUCCAUGUGUUGGCUAUGCACAUGCGCCUCUACAGUAUUGACUCUGCAUACAAUCCCUGGAGAAAACUAACUCAGCUGCUGCAGGAUAAAAAUUCAGAGCUGCUAAAGGAAGAAGCGCCAGAAGUUCCUGUACUUUACAGAGAUGUCUCAUCUCUUUUGCUCAUCCAGAUCUUAACCAUGCCUCAGCCACUGCACAAGGAACACUUUACCUGCAUUGUAAAGGUGCUGUUCACUCUGUUGUAUACCCAAGCCUUGGUAGCACUUUCUGUUAAAUGCAGUGCUGAAGAUAGGAUGACAUGGAAAGAAUCAGGAGCUCUCAAGAAGAAUAUGUCCAGUGGAGAAAAAUCCUGGGAAGCGUUGCUGGGUCAUGUAGUCAGUGAGCUGUCUAAGGGGAAGAUAUACGAAGAAGGAGAGACUGAAGAAUUAACUGUGGUAAAUCCUGAUUCUGUAGAGUGUUACCUGCAGCAGUUCUGCUUACCUUUCCUCAGGAUCACCAGCCUUCUCCAACACCAUCUGUUUGGAGGGGAUUUACCAAGUUGCCAGGAAGAUGAGGAAUUUGCAGUUCUUGCAAGCUGCCUGGGGCUCUUACCAUCCUUUCAGUCAUCCCAUCAGUUCACUAGUGCCUCUUGCCUCGAUUGGCCGGUGCCCGCGUUUGACAUGGUAUCGCAGUGGUGCUCGGAGUUGGCUGCUUUUGCAGAAGGCUAUCCAGAUCAAGUAAAGACUUUGCUUAUCCAGGAGCCUAAGUGGGACUUGCCACGCCUCCUUCAGUUGCCUGAGAAUUAUAAUACCAUUUUUCAGUAUUAUCACCGAAAGACUUGCACUGUUUGUACCAAGGUCCCUAAAGAUCCUGCUGUUUGUCUAGUUUGUGGUACUUUUGUGUGCUUGAAAGGACUGUGCUGCAAACAACAGAGUUACUGUGAAUGCGUGCUGCAUUCUCAAAACUGUGGAGCUGGGACAGGAAUAUUUCUUUUGAUUAAUGCAUCUGUAAUCAUCAUCAUACGAGGCCAUCGUUUCUGCCUUUGGGGUUCUGUUUAUCUGGAUGCACAUGGUGAAGAAGAUCGAGAUCUUAGGCGUGGUAAACCUCUCUACAUAUGCAAGGAGAGGUACAAAGUGCUGGAGCAGCAGUGGGUGUCUCAUACGUUUGAUCAUAUCAAUAAACGAUGGGGGCCUCAUUAUAACGGCUUGUAAAUCAUCAUCCAUCUCACGCGGCAUCUUCACUGCUGCCAUCCGUGACUGCAUCUUGGCUGACAAAAGCUUUACCGAGCGGGAGCAGAGCUCUGCUGCGCGGGUGGCGUGGGCUGCGGGCGAGAAAGGGAAGCGGAACCUUGUCAGCACGUGAGACUUCGGUGUAAUUAGCUGCUGUUGCUACUAAAAUAAUGAUAAAAUAAUUUGAAAUUAAAACAAAUCCUCUAAAUGGUGUGAGCAAUCUGAUUGCACUCAGUAGUCCAUUUUUCUUCUGUUUUUUUAAGGCCCAUUACUGUUAAGAAGCACAAGUUUUACUUACAGUUGUUUAGAGGCUCCAGGGAUAGCUGUCAAGUUUUUAUUUUUCUCUGUGCGGAGUUUGGUUUUUAGCAAUUUUUGCUGAAACAUUGUAUAUGUGUACUUCAUCUACUAAAUAUAUUGGAUAAAUAUUCUUUGCCUUUUUGUGUGUUGGUUUGAGAUUUUUGCUUGAUACACAUUUGUAAUUAUACAGGAAUUGUAAAAGGUUUGUGAGGCUGCAUGGCAGUGUUUGGUCUGAAAGCUGAACUUUAAAGAAAAUUUCACUUAUCGCAAGAGAUCUAUUGAAAUAUUUCAGGCAUUACUGAAAACUUACGCAUACUCAGGAAUUUCAUAGUCUUUUUUUUUCUCCAUAAAUAAGUGAAAUCGCUGUAAAUUAGAUAGCUUAUUGCUCAUAAUGUAAUCCAGAACACACUUUCUUUUUUCUCUUCCAGAAUGAGAUUUUUCCAUAUCAAUUGCGUAAACUGUUAGUGAUAACACAUACAGAAAAGGCUGUAUACACAGUUUGUACAGCACCCAAUGUAGCAGAUCCCAAUUAUAAACAUAAUAAGGAUAAGCUGCCUGUCAUUAGAGAGCAGAUGUAUGUUUCAGAAUGAUUGGGUUGGAAUAUACAGGCUCUUCUACAAAUGAAACGUAAUUUGGUAUCUUUCAGACAGUUCCUCUGUAUUGUAUUUGUUCAGAGUAAUCACUGUUCUUUCUGCUUGAUUUCCUAAAAUGGAGGAGGAAAAAAAAAACCCACCAGCCUAAAUAGAGAGCCUGUGUGAACAACCAGUGCAUGUGCAUCCUUUCUGCAAGACAGCCAAAACAGCUUAUGUUUAGAGGACGUAAAAAUUCAUGGGAAUGGACCUGACCAGGCUAAGCUCCGCACUGUAAGUAGGUAGGAAAGGAUAUGGAUAAAGUCCUGGUGUGUGAUGUAAUGCUGCUGAUGUUUCUCACAGAUGUUGGACAGUGGUGGGCUCUAUCCUACAGUACUUCCAAGCACUUUCUGGUAGUUUUGGCUUUCAUUGCUUGUGUAUAAAAUAAAAUUUAUAUGUGUAAGAUAAAAAACAUCUACUGGUAAAACCAUAUAUACAAUGAAAAGAGCUCCCCAGUGGAAGUCAUUAACUAAUGAAAAGUGUAUAGGGGAAAUAAAAUGACUGUAUAGCAGUCAAGGAGAAUGGACAGAAGGAAAAGUAAAUAAAUAUAACUAGUUUUUCUGGAUGCCCACCAUUUAAAAAAAAAAGUCUACAAUAACCCAUGCUGGUUUUUAUACAUACAUAUAAAUAUAUAUAUAUAUAUAUUUCAAAGUAUUACAGUACUUCCUGUAAGAUUAGAAUUACUAUUUCACCAAAUAAAUAGCUUUGUCUUUUCAAAAAUAUUACUUUUUUGAUACUGUAUUAUAAGUUCUGCCUGUAAUAUUUUUGCAUUGCUCAUGAUGAAUACCAGGCCAUUUUGUAAGUGUGGUUGAAGAGCAAGAAGAUUCUUUACAUCUCCAGCGUAACAUUUAUUACAGGGCUCAUGAACUUGAGUAAUCUGUAGUUUGAAACUCCAGCUCUAGAUUUACAAGAGAUAAUGUAUGCAGAAUUUGAUUACUGUGUUUUAUUUAAAAUGGAAUGUUCUCUGGUUGUGCAUAUGGAUGUGAAGUAAAACUAUUAGCCUUAACUUUAACAUUUGAGUAUCUCAUAGUGUUUAUUUUAGUACUGGUGAAUUAGUCACCAGUCCAAUUUGAAAACAAACAGAAAAAAGCACUUGAUUGAAAAUUGUACUUGAAUAUCCUUGCAUGCUGCUAAACAAGAAUUUUGGUUUUCCCCAUAACUUUUUUAAUCCUACUUCAUGAAGCUUACCUUGAAAAAUAACAGGUUCAAGCUAGAGUGCUGUGUGUGCGACUCGGCUGUUCUGGUGUGCUAUCCUGUGUGAAUGACCAUUUAAGUACAGUACAUUACUGUAGAAUCUGAAUCUUUAUAACGCAUCGGAAGAGUACAAAACUAGGAAUACAGUA